Chara braunii is the source of this 1509-nucleotide messenger RNA. The record is from the annotation of a GenBank genome assembly. Lineage: Eukaryota; Viridiplantae; Streptophyta; Charophyceae; Charales; Characeae.
CCCGUGUUCGUGUUGUGGUCUUCAAGCAACAAGUGCUUCUUUGUGUCACUCAAUUGCAUUCACCUAUUGUCUUUUUUUUUUGUCGUGCAUCCCUUCAGGAAAAUGUGCGUACGGCAUGUCUAAGCUCUACAACCACAAACCCUGGGCUCUUGACUGGGUUGGUGGUCUUCAUACAUCCAGUUAUGGAGCCGUUGUCUUCUUGAGCGAUGACAACGGCGGCAGUUGGUACUGUUGCGGAGGGGUUGAGAAAUCUGAAGCGGGGAGGGCUAACUACGACGAUAGGAAGUUUAGGACGUUCUUUCUUACCUCUGUCUAUGACAGCGAGGGGAAAAACUGGGUCAAGGAAGACAAUAAGGUGUUUCUCGACCUUCGUCUCUUCCAAGGCUACGGUAACAAGGCUUUCUCGAUGAAAGCGUUUGACGUGCGUAGCGAUGGCACGGAGUUCCGAAUGCUGGAUCCAGAAAAGUUCCUCUCCAAAACCAACGGUUGCCGCGUCACUGGCUCCCUGCCAUUCGUCGACAGUCCUUUCCUGCUCAGCGGCCCUUUGGUCCAGUUCAACAGCCUGACGGACCAACCGACAGGUGUUGUAAUGCGAUACAGGGAACAAUUCACGAAGUUGCCUGUUGCCCAGCAAGUGGACCGUGCUUUCGCUCUUUCCGCUCCGGUCUCGCCCUCGCAUCUACAAGGUCAGGAUGCGGCCGAGCAGUCCAGCGAGGCCACAGACUACGACGACGGAGCUCUGCGCCACCGGGCUAGUCCCCAACAUCGUUCCCAGGGAGGUGCACGUGCCUUCGAUGAGGAGGAAUGCGAGGGCCAAGAGGGGGAGGAUGGUGGUGAGGAGGACGACGGGGGCAAUGAAGGAGAUGUGGAUGGUGAAGACAAUGACGUGGACAACGACAGAUACGUUGGUGGUGAGGAAGUCGAAGACAAUCGCUUCUACCAAUGCGAGCGCCGGCGCGACGUCAACGAAACACAGGCUUGUCGUGGGGAUGACGCCUAUGGCGUAAGUGAUGCGAACGACGCUGAUGGCCAGCCUGCAACCUCCCAUGAAGUGUCGCAGUCGUAUAACCAGGCAAAGGAUGGGAGAGACAAACAUGGCUCACGGGGAAAGAGAAAGAGGGGAGAAGCGUCGAUCUCUCCAAUGAGUCAAACGAAACAAGCGAGGAUUGACGCUGUCAAUGAGGCUCUCUUAGCGUUGACAACAGCCCAGGAAACGCGGGCUCCUCGGAAAACUGGCGGGGGGGGGGGCGAACUGGCAGUCGUGGCGGUGGCCGUGACGGCCGUAGGAAAGGCUCGCAGAGGGUCAGGCCACAUGAACUGCGGGACUCGGGGGAUGAGGGCGAGGGGGUGGGGCCUCGCAUGCCCAAAGGUGUUGACGACCCAGUUCAGCACGCCGCGCCCCUCGACAUGACGCGCUGUUUCUUUCUCGAAUACGACGAGCACGACUUCCCAGGCAACAUGUCCAUGUUGUUAACGUCGACAUCACAAGAAUCAAACGCAUUCCCCGUG